AUGUCUAGACAUUCAGACUGUAAAGUUUAUGUUGGAGACUUAGGAAAUAGUGCUUCAAAGCAAGACAUUGAAGAUUCUUUUAAAUAUUACGGUCCACUUCGUAAUGUUUGGGUAGCAAGGAAUCCACCAGGUUUCGCAUUCGUGGAGUUCGAAGACCCCAGAGACGCCGAAGAUGCUAUCAGAGGACUAGAUGGUCGUAGAAUCUGCGGUCGCAAAGCGCGAGUAGAAAAAUAUGGCAGAACGAUAUGCGGCAGGCGAGCUAGAGUGGAAAUGUCUAGCGGCAAGAAUGGGGGCAGGUACAGAGGACCGCCCCCAAGGUCUCGUGGUAAGCCUUUCCACCCUGAUGAUAGAUGCUAUGAGUGUGGAGAUAGAGGACACUAUGCAAGAGAUUGUACUAAAUAUAGACGGGGAGGACGUCACAGGUCUCGAAGUCGUUCACGAAGUCGUUCAAGGGAUCGCAGAAGCCGUACCAGAAGCAAUUCUCGCUCACGAAGCCGUUCCAGGAACCGUUCAAGAUCUGUUUCCAGGAAAAGGAGCCGUAGCCGUUCCCGCACGAAUGAUAAGCGGUCAAGGUCUAGAUCUCAUUCUAGAUCAAGGUCUCGCAGCAGGUCCGUUAAGGAGAACGGAAAUUCGAAAGAUUAG
Molecule: messenger RNA, 642 nt
Organism: Psylliodes chrysocephalus
Lineage: Eukaryota; Metazoa; Arthropoda; Insecta; Coleoptera; Chrysomelidae
Source: the annotation of a GenBank genome assembly